UCUGUAAUUCCCUUCUCAACCCUGAAAGCUUUCUCUCAUCUCUGCCCCUGGCAUUCCCUUCAAUCUCCUUCUCUCUCUCUCUCUCUCUGCCCUAAUCCCUAUUUUAUCCCUCUCCGCUCCCAAUUUACCCGCCAAAUUCCGUUUCCUUGUGAUUCCUCCCCAACGACCUCUGCUUCACUAUGUCGUCCACCCUCCCGCAAAACCCUAGUUUUGAUCACGGGGCGAUGUAGUCUCCGUGGAAGGUGGCGGCUUUCCCAGCUUCCUUGAGGACCCAUUUUCGGAUUCGCCUGGGAUUUGAGCUUUCUCGCCCAAUUUUCGUUUGCUGAAGGAUCAUUUCUUGGCCGAUUUCUUAGUUACUUGAGAAUCUUGAAUCUAAGGUUGCAUGUUUUCCGUGCCUAUUCAGGCCAACUUUCGACACAGUUUGGGAGGAAGGUUUUUUGAGGAUAAUAGCUAGCAUUGCUUUUGGGAUCUUGAAGUGAUUAAGACGCCGAGAUCUGCUCUUGAAUGGCGAACCAGGAUUUGAUUCUUGGCCAAAGUCAUAACCUGGGUCAGAAUCAGCAUUCUCUUUUAGGCCAUGAUCAUAAUCUCGGUGUCGGCCAAAAUCACGAACAUCAUCACUUGGGCCUGGGUCAGGCCCACAACCAUGAGCUGGGCCUAGGCCCGACCCAUGAUCAAGAAGGGAGCAGCAGCAGCCAUGCCUAUGUGCACGAGAACGAGUUGCCCAUGGAACAGAAACCUGACCACGAAGACCAUGAGCUGGCUCAAAACCAUGAGCUCACUUUGUUGAACAGCACUGAUUUGGGCAUCUCGGAGAAUCAGGAGCUCGACGACAAUCUAGAACUUGCUGUGGACCACAGCCAGGGAAUGGGAACGGACCUUUCUGAAGAAACGGGCCUUGAGGCCACUGGGCUCAUGGUCACUCCCCAUCCAAUUAUCCAAGCUCGUGCUUGUGUGGCCAGCCCAAACUAUGAGCUUGUGGUGGGUCAAGAGUUCCCUGAUGUCAAGAGCUGCCGAAGGGCGCUGAGGGAUACUGCAAUCGCCCUUCAUUUUGAGAUCCAAACAAUUAAAUCUGAUAAGACCCGGUUCACAGCCAAGUGUGCAAGCGAGGGUUGCCCUUGGCGGAUCCAUGCGGCGAAGCUCCCUGGAGUCCCCACCUUCACGAUUAGGACCAUCAAUGGGAACCAUAGCUGUGGAGGGAUCACCCAUCUGGGCCACCAGCAAGCUUCAGUCCAGUGGGUCGCCGAGUCCGUGGAACAGCGCCUGAUUGAGAAUCCAAACUACAAGCCCAAAGAAAUCCUUGAGGAGAUCCAUCGGCUCCAUGGAAUCACCCUCUCAUACAAGCAAGCCUGGAGAGGGAAAGAGCGAAUAAUGGCGGUAAUGCGGGGAUCCUUUGAAGAAGGAUAUCGCUUGCUUCCUCAGUAUUGUGAACAGAUCAAACGGACAAAUCUGGGGAGUAUAGCGGCGGUGUAUGGGAAUCCUACUGACAGUUCCUUCCAGCGGCUUUUCAUAUCUUUUCAGGCAUCAAUUUAUGGGUUUCUCAACGCUUGUCGACCUCUGCUUGGGCUAGAUCGGACGUAUCUGAAGAGCAAAUAUCUCGGAACUCUGCUUCUUGCAACGGGUUUCGAUGGAGAUGGAGCUCUGUUUCCUUUAGCAUUUGGAGUUGUUGAUGAGGAGAAUGAUGAUAAUUGGAUGUGGUUUCUCUCUGAGCUUCACAACCUCCUUGAGAUCAAUGCUGAGAACAUGCCAAGGCUCACAAUCCUAUCAGACAGGCAGAAGGGAAUCGUGGAGGGGGUGGAGGCUAACUUCCCCACAGCCUUUCAUGGAUUCUGCAUGCGCCACCUGAGUGAAAGCUUCAGGAAGGAGUUCAACAACACUAUCCUUGUCAACCUCCUCUGGGAGGCGGCCCAUGCCCUCACCGUGAUUGAGUUUGAGGCCAAGGUCCUUGAGAUCGAGGAGAUCUCGCAGGAUGCUGCGUACUGGAUCCGCCGGAUCCCACCCCGUCUGUGGGCAACAGCGUACUUUGAGGGGACGAGGUUUGGGCACGUAACAGCUAACAUAGUUGAGUCCCUCAACUCAUGGAUCCUCGAAGCCUCAGGGCUUCCAAUUGUCCAGAUGAUGGAGUGCAUAAGGAGGCAGCUCAUGACAUGGUUCAACGAGCGGAGAGAAAUGAGCAUGCAGUGGACCUCGACUCUCGUGCCCUCUGCUGAGAGGCGGGUUGCAGAGGCGCUUGAACGAGCCCGGACCUUCCAGGUUCUGCGGGCCAAUGAGGCAGAGUUCGAAGUCAUAUCCCACGAGGGGACCAACAUAGUGGACAUUCGAAAUCGAUGCUGCAGCUGCAGGGGGUGGCAGCUCUAUGGGCUCCCUUGCUCCCACGCAGUGUCGGCUCUCCUCUCAUGCCGGCAGAACGUGCAGCGUUUCACAGAGAGCUGCUUCACUGUGGCGACCUACCGGAAGGCCUACUCGCAGACCAUCCACCCGAUCCCUGAUAAGUCUCUGUGGAAGGAAUUGUCAGCAGAUGGAGGGGAUCCUAACGGGAACAGGGCCCUGGAUGUCAUGAUCAACCCGCCCAAGUCGCUGAGGCCCCCAGGGAGGCCGAGAAAGAAGAGGGUGAGGACGGAGGACCGCGGGAGGAUGAAGCGGGUGGUGCACUGCAGCCGGUGCAAUCAGACUGGACACUUUAGGACAACUUGUGCAGCACCUAUUUAAGAUAGUGGCAAAGUUAAGGUAGCAAUUAGGAGACUGUUCAUUCCAUGGAUUCUCUGUUUUUGUUUUUAACUAUCGAUUUUCUGUAGUCUAUCACGAAUUUAGGCUUCCGUAAGUAAAUAGUAGGUAGAGGGUUGUCUUGCCUUGUCGUGGGUGAGUUCGAAGUUCCUCGAUGGUCAGACGUCAUAGAUGUCAUGGAUUCAUACGGUAAUGGUGAAUUGUAACCUGGUAAUGUCUUGAAUAAUGUGACAUUUUUGCCAUCGAAAUCUCUUCUUUUUUCUUC
Messenger RNA from Punica granatum (pomegranate), 2986 nucleotides. The record is from RefSeq and is a predicted model, not a curated record. NCBI's taxonomy places the organism in Eukaryota, Viridiplantae, Streptophyta, Magnoliopsida, Myrtales, Lythraceae.